Serpula lacrymans var. lacrymans S7.9 is the source of this 1041-nucleotide messenger RNA. RefSeq lists its product as uncharacterized. Bases 1 to 1041 code for a protein of 346 amino acids. The transcript has 2 exons. The record is from RefSeq and is a predicted model, not a curated record. NCBI's taxonomy places the organism in Eukaryota, Fungi, Basidiomycota, Agaricomycetes, Boletales, Serpulaceae.
AUGGAUCCAUCGACAGCGACAUUCCCCGUCCUCCCGCCCGAGCUUGAGCGCGAUAUAUUCGAGCUCGCAGCCUACACGAACCGUCCGUCUGCGCUAUGUCUCGUGUGUGUCGCUAAGAGGGCACAAAUCUGGCUUGAACCUAUCAUAUACUCCACCAUCAUUAUCGACUCAGGAUCAAUGUCCACUCUCCUCUUGCGCACACUUUCUCCCUCACAUGAUGACGAAAAGAAAGGGCAAGCGAGUCAUUCCCGUGCACGGACCAUUGCUUCCCGCAUCAACACCCUAGUUCUUCCACGUUCUACGCCUCUAGCUGUCGCAGAGCAGCUUGUCCCGCUCUGCACAAAUCUCCAGACGCUUGCUUGCUGGGUGUCACCGACGGACGGUUCCGCAAUGAAGCUGGAGCACGUAUUAAGAGACCGCGAGAGGGAGGCUGACAAGACGGUCCGGAUAACGGGCUCAAAGAUGAAAACGCUCACCCACGCUUCUAUCAACCUCACCACCUUCCUGGGCUCACCCCCCAACUCGCCCUCCGGCUUGUCUUCCACUUCGCUGCCGUUCCUUUCUCACCUCACCCACCUCGACAUCGUGAAUCACUGGGCGAUGUGGACACUCCCCAUCAGCACCGCCUCUUAUGCCGAGCACGAGCAAGGCCCACACCCUCUCCUUUCCCUCCCCUGUCUCACGCAUGUUGCAUUCCGGUACUGGGCGCGCGGGAGCGUCGGUGCGGUGCUGGAACGGUGUAAAGCGCUGCGAGUGAUCGUGCUACGGGUUGAGAAUGUUGUGUGGGGACUUGCGAAGGAGAGACUUAGGAAGGAAGGCGUGCGAUGGGUAGGUAGUGGGUGGGAGAGCGUGGAGGAGUGUGAUGCGUUGGCCGAAGAUCGAAUGCAGGGAGGGGGGAGCAGGAAUAAGGAGAGCAUUCGCGUCGUCGUGAUGCACCAUAGGUCUGAUUUGGACGAGUGGGAGAGGGUACAGAGAGGUGAAGAGGGGAUGUGGGAGAGGGCGGAGAGGGCCUUGAGAAUGAAGACAUUGGCAGGGCAAUGA